This is a messenger RNA of Betta splendens (Siamese fighting fish), 2472 nucleotides long. RefSeq names its product RAS (RAD and GEM)-like GTP binding 2 (gene rem2). Lineage: Eukaryota; Metazoa; Chordata; Actinopteri; Anabantiformes; Osphronemidae. The transcript is spliced from 5 exons. Gene Ontology annotation, molecular function: GTPase activity; GTP binding; calcium channel regulator activity. Gene Ontology annotation, cellular component: plasma membrane. The coding region runs from base 542 to 1462 and encodes 306 amino acids. The record is from RefSeq and is a predicted model, not a curated record.
AUAUUCCGAGGACACUUGCAGAGGGGUUAAUAUUUACACCUGAGGCCAGAACCGAGGGCAUCGAGCCUUGCUCCGCCUUCAACCCGCUGGAACCUCACUGUGCACACUCACUGAAGGACUCGCCCCACAGUAGUACAGGCAGCAGAAGAGAGAGAGAGAGAGAGAGAGCGAGAGAGAGAGAGAUGCAGGUAUUAACUGGAGGUGGAGGGGGAGCGCAGUCGCUGCUGGUCGCUGGGACGCCAAAGCCAAGAGCGCGUUAUUGUGUUGAUGGCUUUCCUUCAUCCUUCCCUGCAUAAAACCUCGGCUCCUGUUCCGAACGCAGACGCAGGUGCAGCCGCUCCCCGUCCUCGCUGCAGGCUGCCACGACCCGCUCCCAUUGUCCACGCGUCGCACCUUUCCUUUCAUGCCCACCGAAGAGGAUUUUACGCGCCGGCGUGAAAACAACCCCACGAUGUCAAAUGAGAUGUAACGUCGUUGGCGGAUGACCUGAAGUGGUCUGCGGGCGACUCAACUACAGUAGUUGUUCCUCACAGAGAAAACCAUGGCUGACCAGUAUGGUAUGUUCCUGACGACGGCACCCCCCCUCCGGCGAGGAAGCACACCCCUGCCCGUCAAACAUCAGCUGCGCAGGGAAGAGGCCGUAUCAGACGACUGUGAUUGGAUCCCGGGCCUGGAGGAGCCUGGGACGUUGCCUAUCAGUGACACAGCGGUGCCUCGAAACGAGUCCUUCACCCAGGCGGCAGCACAGUCCUCCUACCACAGCCACGGCGGCGCACUGAGAAUAGUGCUCCUGGGACAGAACGGUGUGGGCAAGUCGUCGCUGGCCUUAUCGCUGGCCGGCCAGUCGGACAGAUCCCUCUCCAUAGACUCCGAGACACAAGCCAGUGGUGAGGGAUAUCAGUGCACGGUGACCGUUGAUGACGAGGACAGCAAAGUCGUCAUUUUUGACAACUGGAAACAAGACCUGUCCACCAUGCCGUGUGACGUUUGUAUCCUGGUUUUCUCAGUAACUGACAGGCGAAGUUUUCACCGCACAGCGCAGCUCCGCCUCCUCCUUAGGGAGUCCCAGCCACACCUGCCAAUCAUUCUGGCCGGCAACAAGAGUGACCUCGUCCGCUCCCGUGAAAUCAGCUCAGAAGAGGCUCAGUCCAGUGCCCUGAUGUUCGACUGCGUCUACCUGGAGCUGUCGGCCUCUCUGGACCACGGUACCAACGAGCUGCUGGAGGCAGCAGUCCGGACUGCGAGGGGUGACUGCGUGGGCCCCGGCUGGACCGACGGCGACCCGGGAGCGGGCCGCAGAGAGAGCCUGACGAGCCGGGCCAAGCGCUUCCUGGCCGGGCUGGUUCCGCGCUCAUACGGCCGAGACCGGGACCGCUGCCGCUACAGGGAGAUGAGCCGCCACCGCGGCAGCAAGAUCCUCCGGCAGAAGUCUCGCUCCUGCCACGACCUCAGCGCACUGUGACCCACACACGCAGGCAGAGAGACACUCCCACACAUUUCCACACCAGAUUGCAAAAUGAAUGGGAGGGAGGGUGUAGGAUGGAGAUGCCAGCGUAGGGAAGGCCAUGACUCAGGAGGUGGAGGAUUCAUACUGAUUAACAGUGGCGCUAAAAAGGUCGGUGAGUGAGAAAAUGUUGGAGAAAGAGAUGAAAAGGUGCCACACCUCAGCACCAAAGCGCCAGUCAGACUCCUUUAGCGCUCCAGCUGCUGGCGACUGGGGAGGAACAGUAAGAAUCCAUCAUCUCCUAAUGACAGGAGGAGGAGGGGGGAGUCGCACCGCGAUGCUGACGGGGAAAAGGCGGGGAACGGGGAGUCACACACACCCAGUAGCACGCACUGAUUCUGUAGACUGAUAGCGACCUGUAGACCCUGUUUUCUAGCAUGCUGAAUAGAUGAUCCAAGAUGUGACCCGUAGGACACUGGACUUUCUGAACCUCCAAAGUCUUUAGCUAAUGCACAAUCCAGCUAGUGACUCUGGCACGAUCGAAGGCAAGACCCUUUAUUUAUUCAUCUGUGCUUUUCUAGCCAUAAUCUCUCAGUCACACCCACCUUUUAUGUUUAGUACUGAUUUUAAAACGGUUUGAGGAAAUCACCAAUGACAUGUUCACCUGUGACUUUUAUACAAGACUGAAAGCAUCAUCCUAAGCCAUAUUUCUGCUGAAUGCAUGGUAUGCAGUCAGCACAGUGAACCCUUUACCGUCGGAUGAGGAACCACUCACCAACCUGCCCGGCGGCUGCUGGAUGCUGUCUCCGCUUUCCUUCCACCCGCUGCCACCGUGCUGUGUGGAGGCUGGGCUCUGUGGAGGCUGGGCUCUGUGGAGGCUGGGCUCUGUGGAGGCUGGCCACACAGGUGUUGAACGUGCUCUGGAAUCGAGCGUGGCAGCGUCACCGGUGCUCACUCAUCCGUCACCGUCUCCUGAGCACGCUCGUCUUUCCAUUCAGAAUAAAGUCAGUUUUGCUUGACAUCUUGAA